Lacerta agilis (Sand lizard) is the source of this 2044-nucleotide messenger RNA. RefSeq names its product NADH:ubiquinone oxidoreductase complex assembly factor 7 (gene NDUFAF7). Gene Ontology annotation, molecular function: protein-arginine omega-N symmetric methyltransferase activity. The record is from RefSeq and is a predicted model, not a curated record. Gene Ontology annotation, cellular component: mitochondrion. Gene Ontology annotation, biological process: mitochondrial respiratory chain complex I assembly. The transcript has 10 exons. Lineage: Eukaryota; Metazoa; Chordata; Lepidosauria; Squamata; Lacertidae. Bases 181 to 1377 code for a protein of 398 amino acids.
ACAAAAAACCAGGCAGCUCCCUGUAUUGAGCCCUAGAAUCACAGAAUUGUAGAGUUUGAAGAGACCUUGGGGGUCCUGUUGGAGCAGAAACUAUCCAGCUUUGCAUGUCGUUCCACUACAUUGAAAUGCCAGUGCUUUAGUUCAGAAAGUAAAGCAGAGGAAAACAGUCCAGUGACUCCAAUGCUGAAGCAUCUAAUGAUGAAAAUAAAGUCAACUGGUCCCAUUACAGUUGCUGAAUAUAUGCGGGAAGUUUUGACUAAUCCUGUGAAGGGAUACUAUAUGCAUCGUGACAUGCUAGGUGAAAAAGGAGAUUUUGUUACUUCACCUGAAAUAAGUCAGAUCUUUGGGGAGUUAAUAGGUGUUUGGUUUGUUAGUGAAUGGAUGGCUGCUGGCAAGCCAAAAAAAAUUCAGCUGGUGGAAUUGGGCCCAGGAAGAGGUAGUCUUACUAGUGAUAUUUUGCGGGUUUUUAAUCAGCUUAGUUCUGUACUUAGUAAAUGUGAUAUUUCUGUUCAUUUGGUGGAAAUCAGUCCAAAAUUAAGUGAGAUUCAAGCAUCAGUACUCACAGAAGGAAAGACAGAAUUAACAGAGAGUCCCACUACCUACAUGCAAGGUAUUACUAAGACCAGGCUGCCAAUUUUCUGGUACCAAGACCUGAAUGAUGUGCCAGAAGGCUUCAGUUUUUAUUUAGCACAUGAAUUUUUUGAUGCUCUUCCUAUACACAAAUUUCAGAAAACAGAAAAGGGGUGGCGUGAGUUGUUGGUUGACAUUGAUCCAGACACUCCUGACAAGCUGCGAUUUGUCCUUGCGCCAUCUGCUACUCCUGCUGCAAAAGCCUUCAUACAUGACAAAGAAUCCAGAGAUCAUAUAGAAGUGUGUCCUGAUGCUGGUAUCAUCAUCCAGAAGCUGGCCUAUAAUAUUGAAAAGAAUGGGGGCAAUGCACUGAUCAUAGAUUAUGGCCACAAUGGAACCAAAACAGAUACAUUCAGGGGAUUCCGUGGACAUGAACUUCACAAUGUCUUAAUAUCUCCAGGAACAGCGGACCUCACAGCAGAUGUUGACUUCAGUUACCUGCGAAAAAUAGCACAGGAAAGAGUAGCGACCUUGGGUCCCAUAAAGCAACAUGAUUUUUUGAAAAAUAUGGGCAUUGAUAUCAGACUGCAGGUACUAUUGAAAAGUGUCAAUGAUGCUGCCAUUCAGACUCAGCUUCUUCGAAGUUAUGAAAUGCUAAUGGACCUGGAUAAAAUGGGAGGACGUUUCCUCUUUUUUGCUAUGUUACCUCACUACAGAUUUACAGCUUCAGAUCAGCAAAAGAAGUCAAAAGACUCGACAUCACGUUCAGCAUUUGUUGCUGGCUUUGGUGAACUCUCAUGGAAGUGAACCCCAAAUGUGAAUGCUUUAACAGAACAGUGCAGGCUUCCCAUUGCAAAUCAUGGAAAUAGGGGUAUGUAGAUAGGUGUCAUAACAAUCAUGUUGCUUUUCUGUAGCAAUGCCUGCACACAGGGAUUUAGAUACAGUUACCAAAGUUACCAAAGUUAGAGGAAGUACAGAGAAUAGUGGGGAAAAGACACAUGAUAGGGAAAUAAAAUUUAUUUUCAAGCUUAGAGGAUAUUUACAAACAACGGGACAUAUAAAAAUAUAAAAAGUACUUGACAGUGUCUUUUUGAGGCUACAAGUUUUACAUGAAUAUCUUCUAGCAUCAAUACAGAACUAUUUCUUCAAUGAAUGCAACUUAACUGAAAAACAAAGAUUAAUGAUAAUGCAACACUGGGUACAAGUUCAUCUGGAGCAACAGAUUUAAUGCCAACCUUCAGUGACUUAAAGCUUUGAUUUAAUAAUAUUUGUAGGCAUUCAUAGGAAAGUUAGAGUGCAAGCUAUGCAGUUUAUUUAUGGUUUGUGAAAUGUGUGUAACAGCUGUUAUAGAGUAGAAACAUUCCAGUUAUUUCUCAUCUUUAACCACAACAGGGCUUUUAUUCCUACCCUACUGGUCCAAAAUUUUGCUAUCCUGAAACCUGAAAUUAAAUCAAGAGGCAUACCUGACACUGUA